AUGAUUAAUUUACAAACCUUAGAUUUUCAUUUAUCAAACUUUGAAGAAUCCAACAGAUGUUUUAACGAUGAAGAAAAAUUUGGGAUAUUAUAUGGAAUGACAACAUUAGAAGAGCAUAUAAAUAAAGAGAUAUAUCUGUGGGGCAAAAUUGAAGGUCUAGAAUAUGAUUAUUAUAUUACAUAUUAUUUUAAUCAAGAGAAUUUUUUUCCAAAGAAAAAAUUUUAUUAUUGUAGAAAUGAUUAUGUGUUUCAUGAGAUGUUAAAGGGGAAUGAUGAUUUUAUAGAAAAUAUUGAGAGGAAAUUACCUUUUACCUUUUUUAGUGGAUAUCCUCAAAGGAUCUUUUAUUCUAAGGAUAAAACGAAAGGAUUGAAAAAGAAGGUGACCGACGGGGGUGAUAGUAAUGAUGAUAGUGAUGAUAAUGAAAAUAAUGAUAGUGAUGAUAAUGAAAAUAAUGAUAGUGAUGAUUGUGAUAAUAAUAAUAGUGAUGACCACAGUAAUGAUGGUGAUGAUAAAAUAAAAUCUCCUUCAUAUACUACAAAAGAAAAAAAAAAGAGUCAGAGGAAAAACCUUUAUAAUGACAAAAAUACAGACAUAAAAAAAAAAAAAUAUGAGAAACAAAAUAUUACAGAAUUAGAUAGAUUAUCAUAUACUGUUAGAAAAAUAGACGAAGAAGCUUUUAUCAUACCUUAUAAUUCUAUAAGAAUAACAAACAACUUAGAAAUGAAAUUUUGUAACUUUAGUGGAUUCAAUAUAUUAGAUGCAUUAAAAUUAACUUCAUGGGUUCAUUUUCGAUAUCCAAAAAAUUUAACAUAUGACAAAAUUAAGAAUUAUAAUUCUUUUUUUCUAAAUAAUUUUUUAGAUUCUAUAAAAAGUGAUAUCCCUUCAAAUAUAUGGAAUAUAAAAAUAAAUAAACAAUUAAAUAAAAUUUCUAUAUUAAAUGCUUUAUAUCCCGGUUAUAUAUUUUAUCAUAUGCUUAAUACGCCGUUUUAUGCAUCUUUAUAUAUAGGCACAGGAGUAUCAAAUUAUGAUCUCCCAUUUUUACUACCAUAA
Molecule: messenger RNA, 1050 nt
Organism: Plasmodium gaboni
Lineage: Eukaryota; Apicomplexa; Aconoidasida; Haemosporida; Plasmodiidae
Exons: 1
Coding region: 1-1050 (349 amino acids)
Biological process (GO): axoneme assembly; motile cilium assembly; cilium movement involved in cell motility
Cellular component (GO): axoneme
Source: RefSeq, a predicted model, not a curated record